UGUUGGUGUUUGCUUUAGAGUAGCUGGCAGUUGUUAGCUCCCCUGAGGUUAGUCUCAGAUCUCGGCCAUCACCACUCCUGAGUACUCUUCAGUGCCACUGAAGUGUUAAGUGUGUGAAGGAACAUUAACUUCCUGCCCUUGCGUACACUGGCUUUCGUAACCAGAAAGUGUUCCAGAUUUUGUAAUUCCAGGAUCUCCUCCUUUAAAUGCCUUUGCUCAAACACAACAUGCACAAGUCGACUGUAGCCUUCGCUGAGACUUCGGAUAAGGCUUAGCAAGGACAAAGCAGUAAGCAAGGUGCCAGAGAGUCAUGCCUGUGAGCUCCAGGUCCCUCCAGAUGUCCCUCGAGAUUUCAGCAUUCCUGCUCCCUAGGGCUACUGCUUCUCUCCAGGGGCCCACAGCUUCCGCCCCAGAGUCAUCUGUGUAGUCCUGCUGCCACCAGGCCACUUCCCCUGGAACCUUGGAGGAACACCUUCAGCCAGCCUUGCCUGGGACUCAGCUCUCAGGAGCCUGCUGCUCUCUCCCUUCCCUUGUGGGGCUUCACCUCUGGACCGCCAAGCCUUCAGUUUGCUGAAUGGGAUCCUCCUGACUUGGGUGUUGCCGGCUUUACCUCUGACCACCUACUUCUCCAGGGCACUUUAGUUUUCCAUCUUUAAGCCUUUGGUCUCUGGUUGGUGUUGGCACUGUGCCUACAGGAAGAUGGCAGUGCUGCGGCAGCUGGCGCUCCUACUCUGGAAGAACUAUACUCUGAAGAAGCGGAAGGUUCUAGUGACAGUCUUGGAACUCCUCCUGCCCCUACUGUUUUCUGGGAUCCUGAUUUGGCUUCGCUUGAAGAUCCAGUCAGAGAAUGUGCCCAAUGCCACAGUUUACCAGGGCCAGUCCAUCCAGCAGCUGCCCCUGUUCUUUUCCUUCCCGCCACCUGGGGAUAGCUGGGAGCUCGCCUACAUCCCUUCCCACAGCGAUGCUGCCAGGACCAUCACAGAGAUGGUGAAAAGGGAGCUAGUGAUCAACAUGAGAGUGCAUGGCUUUUCCUCUGAGAAGGACUUCGAGGACUACAUUCGGUAUGACAACCGCUCCUCCAACGUGCUGGCAGCUGUGGUAUUUGAGCACACCUUCAACCACAGCAAGGACCCCCUGCCACUGGCGGUGAAAUACCACCUACGCUUCAGUUACACACGGAGAAAUUACAUGUGGACCCAAAAAGAAAAUAUUUUUCUAAGAGAGACCGAAGGCUGGCACACCACUUCUCUUUUUCCACUUUUCCCAAGCCCAGGGCCAAGAGAACCUUUAUCAGCUGAUGGCGGUGAACCAGGGUACAUCCGUGAAGGCUUCCUGGCAGUGCAACAUGCUGUAGACAAAGCCAUCAUGCAUUACCAUGCCAACGCCUCUGCACACCAGCUGUUCCAGAAGCUUGUGGUGAUCACCAAGAGGUUCCCGUUCCCACCAUACAUCUCAGAUCCAUUCCUCAUUGCCAUCCAGUACCAGCUGCCUCUCCUGCUCAUGCUAAGCUUCACCUAUACCUCCCUCAGCAUCAUCCGGGCCGUGGUGCAGGAGAAAGAGAAAAAACUAAAGGAGUACAUGCGCAUGAUGGGGCUCAGUAGCUGGCUGCACUGGGGUGCUUGGUUCCUCAUGUUUUUCCUGUUCUUCCUCAUCAUGGUCUCCUUCAUGACCCUGCUGUUCUGUGUCAAAGUGAAGAAGGACGUAGCGGUCCUGUCAAGCAGCGACCCCUCCCUGGUGCUGGCCUUCUUGCUGUGUUUUGCAAUCUCCUCCAUCUCCUUCAGCUUCAUGGUCAGCACCUUCUUCAGUAAAGCCAACAUAGCAGCCGCGGUGGGUGGCUUCCUGUACUACUUCACCUUCAGCCCCUACUAUUUCGUGGCUCCUCGGUACAACUGGAUGACACUGAGCCAAAAGCUCGUAUCUUGUCUCCUAUCUAACGUUGCCAUGGCAAUGGGAGCCCAGCUCAUAGGAAAAUUUGAAGCCAAAGGCACUGGCAUCCAGUGGCGUGACCUCCUGAACCCUGUCAACGUGGAUGAUGACUUCUGCUUUGGACAAGUGCUGGGGAUGCUGCUGCUGGACUCGGUACUCUACGGCCUGGUGACCUGGUAUGUGGAGGCUGUCUUCCCAGGCCAGUUUGGCGUGCCCCGGCCCUGGUACUUCUUCCUUAUGCCCUCCUACUGGUGUGGGAACACGAGAACUGUCGUAGGGAAGAAGGAAGACGACAGUGACCCUGAAAAAGCUCUCAGAACCGAGUACUUUGAAGCUGAGCCAGAGGACCUGGUAGCUGGGAUCAAAAUCAAGCAUCUGUCCAAGGUGUUCCAAGUGGGCAAUAAGGACAAGGUGGGCAUCAGAGACCUGAACCUGAACCUGUAUGAAGGACAGAUAACAGUACUCCUGGGCCACAAUGGUGCUGGGAAGACCACGACUAUGUCCAUGCUGACAGGUCUCUUUCCCCCUACAAGUGGACAUGCAUAUAUUCAUGGGUAUGAAAUUUCCCAAGACAUGGUUCAAAUCCGGAAGAGUUUGGGCCUGUGUCCCCAGCAUGAUGUCCUGUUUGACAACCUGACAGUUGCAGAACAUCUUUACUUCUAUGCACAGUUGAAAGGCCUGUCUCUCCAGAAGUGUCCUGAAGAAGUCAAGCAGAUGCUGCACAUCCUUAGUCUGGAGGACAAGCGGGACUUGCGGUCCAAAUUCCUGAGUGGGGGGAUGAAGCGCAAACUCUCCAUUGGCAUCGCCCUCAUAGCUGGUUCCAAGGUACUGAUGUUAGAUGAGCCCACCUCAGGCAUGGAUGCAGUGUCCAGGAGGGCCGUUUGGGACCUUCUCCAGCAGCAGAAAAAUGACCGUACUAUUCUACUGACCACCCAUUUCAUGGAUGAAGCUGACCUACUGGGAGACCGCAUCGCCAUCCUGGCCAAGGGGGAGCUACAGUGUUGUGGGUCAUCACUGUUCCUCAAGCAGAAAUAUGGAGCUGGCUACCAUAUGACCCUGGUGAAAGAACCACACUGCAAUCCUGAAGGUAUCUCUCAGCUAGUACACCAUCAUGUCCCCAAUGCCAUGCUGGAGAGCCAUGCUGGGGCUGAGCUGUCCUUCAUUCUUCCCAAGGAGAGCACACACAGGUUUGAAAGUCUGUUUGCUAAACUGGAAAAGAAGCAGAAGGAAUUGGGCAUUGCCAGCUUCGGAGCCUCUGUCACCACCAUGGAGGAAGUCUUCCUUCGGGUUGGUAAGCUGGUGGACACCAGCAUGGACAUUCAAGCCAUCCAGCUUCCUGCUCUGCAGUACCAGCAUGAGAGGCGGGCCAGUGACUGGGCUUUGGAUAGUAACUUGUGUGGGGUGAUGGACCCAACGAAUGGCAUUGGAGCCCUCAUAGAGGAAGAAGAAGCUAUACUCAAGCUCAACACAGGGCUCGCCCUCCACUGCCAGCAGUUCUGGGCCAUGUUCCUGAAGAAGGCUGCAUACAGCUGGCGGGAAUGGAAGAUGGUAGCGGCUCAGGUCCUGGUCCCCCUGACCUGCAUCACCCUUGCUCUCCUGGCUAUCAACUACACCUCAGAGAUCCUUGAUGACCCUCUCCUGAAGCUAAGCCUGGACGAGUAUGGUAGAACAGUGGUGCCCUUCUCAGUCUCAGGCACCUCUCAGCUGCAUCGUCAGUUGUCCGAGCAUCUAACAGCCAUGCUGCAGGCUGAGGGGCAGGAGCAUCGUGAAGUGCUGGGUGACCUAGAGGAGUUCCUGGUUUUUAGGGCCUCAGUGGAAGGGGGCGGCUUUAAUGAGCGGUGCCUGGUAGCAACAUCCUUCAAAGAUACAGGAGAGCGGACAGUGGUCACCGCCUUGUUCAACAACCAGGCAUACCACUCCCCAGCCACCGCCCUGGCCAUCGUGGACAAUCUUCUGUUCAAGCUGCUGUGUGGCCCUCGGGCCUCCAUUGAGAUCUCCAACUAUCCCCAGCCCCGGAGCACCCUGCAAGUUGCCAAGGACCAGUUCAACGAGGGCCGGAAGGGAUUUGACAUCGCCCUGAAUUUGCUCAUCGCCAUGGCAUUUCUGGCCAGCACGUUUUCUAUCCUGGCAGUCACUGAGAGGGCUGUCCGAGCCAAGCACGUUCAGUUUGUGAGCGGUGUCCGCGUGGCUACUUUCUGGCUUUCUGCUCUGCUGUGGGACCUCAUCUCCUUCUUCGUUCCCAGUCUGCUACUUCUGGUGGUGUUCCAGGCCUUCGAUGUGCACGCCUUCACGAGGGAUGGCCACCUGGGUGACUUGCUGCUGCUGCUCAUGCUGUACGGCUGGGCCAUCAUCCCCCUCAUGUACCUCAUGAGCUUCUUCUUCUCGGCUGCGUCCACAGCUUAUGCCAGGCUGACCAUAUUCAACAUCCUGUCGGGCAUAGCCACCUUCAUCAUCGUCACUAUCAUGCGCAUCCCAGCUGUGAAAUUAGUAGAACUUUCCAGAACCUUGGAUCAUGUGUUCUUGGUGCUGCCAAACCACUGCCUGGGCAUGGCAAUCAGCAGCUUCUACGAGAACUAUGAGACUCAGCGGUACUGCACUUCGUCGAGGGUUGCUAGCCAAUAUUGCAAGAAGUACAACAUCCAGUACCAGGAGAACUUCUAUGCCUGGAGCACCCCCGGGGUUGGCAAGUUUGUGACCUCCAUGGCUGCCUCAGGGUGCAUCUACCUCACCCUGCUCUUCCUCAUUGAGACCAACCUGCUGUGGAGACUGAGGACCUUCAUCUGUGCCUUCCAGAGGAGGUGGACUCUGGCAGAAUUGCAGAACCGGACAUCAGUGCUUCCUGAGGACCAAGAUGUAGCUGACGAGAGGAGCCGAGUCCUGGUCCCCAGCUUAGACUCCAUGCUUGACACACCACUCAUCAUCAAUGAGCUCUCCAAGGUGUAUGACCAGCGAGCACCACUCCUUGCCGUGGACAGGAUCUCCCUUGCCGUCCAGAAAGGGGAGUGCUUUGGCCUGUUGGGUUUCAAUGGAGCUGGAAAAACCACAACGUUCAAAAUGCUGACUGGGGAGGAGACCAUCACCUCAGGGGAUGCCUUUGUUGGGGGUUACAGCAUCAGUUCUGAUAUCGGAAAGGUACGGCAGCGGAUGGGCUACUGCCCCCAGUUUGAUGCACUGCUAGAUCACAUGACUGGCAGGGAGAUGCUGGUCAUGUAUGCACGGCUCCGAGGCAUCCCAGAGCGCCUCAUCAGUGCCUGUGUGGAGAAUACUCUGCGGGGUCUGCUCCUGGAGCCGCAUGCCAACAAACUAGUCAAGACUUACAGUGGCGGUAACAAACGCAAGCUGAGCACUGGCAUUGCCCUCAUCGGAGAGCCUGCAGUUAUCUUCCUAGAUGAACCAUCCACUGGCAUGGACCCUGUGGCCCGGCGCCUGCUGUGGGACACUGUGGCCCGGGCCCGUGAGUCUGGCAAGGCCAUUGUCAUCACCUCCCACAGUAUGGAGGAGUGUGAAGCCUUAUGUACCCGGCUGGCCAUCAUGGUUCAGGGCCAGUUCAAGUGCCUGGGCAGCCCACAACACCUCAAGAGCAAGUUUGGCAGCGGCUACUCCCUGCAGGCCAAGGUCCGGAGUGAAGGGAAGCAAGAAGUACUAGAGGAGUUCAAGGCAUUUGUGGACCUGACCUUCCCAGGCAGCAUCCUAGAAGAUGAGCACCAAGACAUGGUCCACUAUCAUUUGCCUGGCUGUGACCUCAGCUGGGCCAAGGUGUUUGGUAUCCUGGAGAAAGCCAAGGAGAAGUAUGGAGUGGACGAUUACUCUGUGAGCCAGAUCUCACUGGAGCAAGUCUUUCUGAGCUUUGCCCACCUGCAGCCCCCCACCACUGAGGAUGGGCGAUGAGGAGGUUGCUGCUGCCUUCAGAGCACCAGGCAUGAAGGGGCGAGUCAGUGCUCAGCUGUGCAUCCUCUCCCUCCUAGUUUCUCUUUUCUUUAAUUUUUAAUCACUCUUUUCUAUGAUGGACAUGAAAAAAAUCAAGGUGAUAUGCACAAAAUGGACCAAGUGUGUCUGUCAGGACCUGCAGGCAGGAAUCAGCAUGCAGAUUUCCACUCCUGAAGGCAGACUCUGGACCGCAGUCCCAGACCCAGAGCCCACUCCACAGUGCACACAGCUAGGCCUUGGUCUAUGUGUGGAGAACCGUCCCAGGUGGUGCUGCAGGUAACCUGGGGGCUGGACUUCUUUCCAGCGCUUGUCCAGAAAGCCCCCAGGGACCUGUCCAUGUUUACAUAUGCCGAUAAGCUCCCUAGGGAGGAAAAAGAAAGCCCACAGGUUUGAGCAGCAACAAGGACUUCCAAGCUGCUGUGAAUGAGCAGAAACGUUGCAGAUAACUUCAUGAAGGGAAGAUACUGGCUGUGACUAGGUGCUGAGACCUUGGCUCCCAGCACAGCUGUGGAGGCAUCCUUGGGUGUCAAUGUUCCUUCGGGUAUGGACACUGCACCAGACUGAACUGAUCCUGAGCCAGAUGUCGUCCCACAGAGCAUCUGCAGCACAAGAGAUGUGGCCAGACUUGAAGCACAGUCCUCUGUUCCCAGCUCUGUGCCUUCAACAGAAGUUACCGGCCACAGGACAGUCAGGGGCCACUACAAGGCUGAGUGGUGUCAUCUCUUGAGGAUACACUUAAGCAUAUUGUGAUUCUAUAGAAAAUAAAGGCUAAGGGGACAUGA
Messenger RNA from Peromyscus californicus insignis, 6635 nucleotides. It is a transcript of the gene Abca3, whose product is annotated as ATP binding cassette subfamily A member 3. The transcript has 33 exons. The record is from RefSeq and is a predicted model, not a curated record. Bases 700 to 5814 code for a protein of 1704 amino acids. Gene Ontology annotation, cellular component: intracellular membrane-bounded organelle; membrane. Gene Ontology annotation, biological process: transmembrane transport; lipid transport. Gene Ontology annotation, molecular function: ABC-type transporter activity; ATP hydrolysis activity; lipid carrier activity. Lineage: Eukaryota; Metazoa; Chordata; Mammalia; Rodentia; Cricetidae.